Molecule: messenger RNA, 648 nt
Organism: Aplosporella prunicola CBS 121167
Lineage: Eukaryota; Fungi; Ascomycota; Dothideomycetes; Botryosphaeriales; Aplosporellaceae
Exons: 2
Coding region: 84-581 (165 amino acids)
Source: RefSeq, a predicted model, not a curated record
UCACAAUCACAUCACGCCCGCACGCACGCGCUUAUGCACACACACGGCUACACACCACCAGUCGUCGGCAGAAGCUUCGAUCCAUGUCAUUGAUUCCAAUUCGUUUCAUUUGCAGCUAUUGUCUUGCCUUGCAGGCUCUCAUCCAUAUCCAUAUCCAUAUCCAUAUCAGCCCACCCCCACCAAACCAGCACCAUCCAUAUCAGCCCACCCCCACCAAACCAGCACCGCACAUCCAUACACAACCCAGCAGCCAGGCCACCCAUAACCACACCACCGCCGCCGAUUCGAUCCACACACAUACACGCAUCAUACAUCAUCCACAUCCAACAAGCAUCUCACAUCCCUCCCUCCCUUCCAUCCCGUCCAUCCCUAUCCCACGCCCAUCCACCAUUCACAUACCCAUACCCAUACCCACACCCCACAAACAUCCCAAGCAGCCAGCCCGUGCAUCUGCGCUCCGGCAUCCCAUCCCAAUCCCAUGCCAUCCCGCCUGCCCGCCCCUCUCCACCUCAAGAAAGGAGUCCCGACGAGUAGGCAGAGUAAAAGAGAUGAUGAUGGAGGACGCCGAGCCGAUGAAGUAAAAGGAAGAAGAGGUGGAAGGAGAAAAGGCGGCUUAAAAAAGGGACAGAAAAACAAGAGUCAAGGAAA